CAGCAGCGGGAGGAAAAACAGCUGGAAUCCAGUUUGGAAACGCUUAUCACUCAGGUGUCUGAUCUGAAGAACACCCUGGGUAGAUUCAUCGCUAAACUGGAAAACGAGUAUGAGCGACUGACCUGUGACCCUACCACGGCCAUCUCUCCUUCUCCCCCAUAUUGGGAGACCUCCCGUGAUGCCCGGCUCACAGAUCUCUCUUCUUAGGCCCUCUGUGCUGGACAAUUUUGCACUGCUCUCAGGCCAGCUCAACACCCUCAAUAAAGUCCUUAAAAAUGAGAAGACCCCACUGCUGAAGAACCAGGUGAUCAUCCCCCUGGUCCUGUCACCGGACCGAGAUGAAGAGAUUAUGCGUCUCACCGAGGGCAGGGUCCCGGUAUUCAGCCAUGAAGUGGUACCUGAUCACCUGAGGACCAAACCCGACCCCGACGUGGAGGAUCAGGAAAAGCAGCUGAGUGCAGAAGCAUCUCGCAUUACCCCGGAAGUGGCCCAGAAACAAGUCCAGACUAUGAAUAAACUGUGCAACAACCUGCUGGAUAAACUCAUCAAGGAGGAGAGGGAGUCUGAUGUUGCAAACCUACGGCAAAAUAAACCAACAUAUAAUCCAGCUGACACAAACGCUCUGGUGGUAGCUGUAGCAUUUGGAAAAGGCUUGUCGAAUCGUCGUCCACCGGGACCUGGGGGCCCCAUGGGCCCAGGACAGCCUGCUCCAGGUGGGAUGUUACCAGGGGCUGCGGGCAUGCAGCAAGUUUCCAUGAACAUGCAAUCCAACCAGCAGCAGCACAUGCCUGGGGGGGUUUCAAUGGCACAGGCUGGCCAGCCAGGUAAGAUGCCCAGCAGUAUCAAAACCAACAUCAAAUCCGCCUCCAUGCUCCCAUAUCAGCGAUGAACGACUGCUGCUUCCAGGAUCCGGCUAUUCCAUCUCCAUCCACCACCAGUGCAGUAGAUGCCACCAGUGACACUUCAAAGACUUUUACAAAAGGUUUAGAUGCCAAUAAACGACUGAAAACCA
Messenger RNA from Bufo gargarizans (Asiatic toad), 1012 nucleotides. RefSeq names its product mediator complex subunit 8 (gene MED8). Gene Ontology annotation, cellular component: mediator complex; core mediator complex. NCBI's taxonomy places the organism in Eukaryota, Metazoa, Chordata, Amphibia, Anura, Bufonidae. The record is from RefSeq and is a predicted model, not a curated record. The transcript has 6 exons. Gene Ontology annotation, biological process: regulation of transcription by RNA polymerase II. Gene Ontology annotation, molecular function: transcription coregulator activity; RNA polymerase II cis-regulatory region sequence-specific DNA binding. The coding region runs from base 179 to 889 and encodes 236 amino acids.